Ochotona curzoniae (black-lipped pika) is the source of this 1086-nucleotide messenger RNA. RefSeq names its product tripartite motif containing 63 (gene TRIM63). NCBI's taxonomy places the organism in Eukaryota, Metazoa, Chordata, Mammalia, Lagomorpha, Ochotonidae. Bases 7 to 1086 code for a protein of 359 amino acids. The transcript has 8 exons. Gene Ontology annotation, molecular function: zinc ion binding. The record is from RefSeq and is a predicted model, not a curated record.
AAAGAUAUGGAUUACAAGUCGAGCCUGAUCCCAGACGGGAACCCCAUGGAGAACCUGGAGAAGCAGCUCAUCUGCCCCAUCUGCCUGGAGGUGUUCACCAAGCCAGUGGUCAUCCUGCCGUGCCAGCAUAACCUCUGCCGCAAGUGUGCCAAUGACAUCUUCCAGGCCGCAAAUCCCUACUGGACCAACCGGGGCGGCUCGGUGUCCAUGUCCGGAGGCCGUUUCCGCUGCCCCUCCUGUCGCCACGAGGUGAUCAUGGACCGCCACGGCGUGUACGGGCUGCAGCGGAACCUGCUGGUGGAGAACAUCAUUGACAUCUACAAGCAGGAGUGCUCCAGCCGGCCCCUGCAGAAGGACAGCCAUCCCAUGUGCAAGGAGCAUGAAGAUGAGAAAAUCAACAUCUACUGCCUCACGUGUGAGACGCCCACGUGCUCCAUGUGCAAAGUGUUUGGGGCCCACCAGGCCUGUGAGGUGGCCCCACUGCAGAGCGUCUUCCAGGGCCAGAAGACAGAGCUGAGUAACUGCAUCUCCAUGCUGGUGGCAGGGAAUGACCGCAUGCAGACCAUCAUCACGCAGCUGGAGGACUCCUGUCGAGUAACCAAGGAGAACAGCCACCAGGUGAAGGAGGAGCUGAGCCGCAAGUUCGAUGAGCUCUACACCAUCCUGGAUGAGAAGAAGAGCGAGCUGCUGCAGCGCAUCACGCAGGAGCAGGAGGGCAAACUCAGCUUCCUCGAGGCCCUCAUCCAGCAAUACCGGGAGCAGCUUGACAAAUCCACUAAGCUGGUGGAGACGGCCAUCCAGUCCCUGGAUGAGCCUGGUGGCGCCACCUUCCUCCUGAGUGCCAAGCAGCUCAUCAAAAGCAUUGUGGAAGCUUCCAAGGGCUGCCAGCUGGGCAAGACAGAGCAGGGCUUUGAAAACAUGGACUAUUUCACAUUGGACUUGGAGCACAUAGCAGACACCCUGAGGGCCAUCGACUUUGGCACAGAUGAUGAUGAUGAGGAGUUCCUGGAGGAAGAAGAUGAUCAGGAAGAGGAAGAGACUUCAACAGGGAAGGAAGAAGGUAGGGAAUCCAUUCGCCUUCAGUAG